Messenger RNA from Paramecium sonneborni, 586 nucleotides. The record is from the annotation of a GenBank genome assembly. NCBI's taxonomy places the organism in Eukaryota, Ciliophora, Oligohymenophorea, Peniculida, Parameciidae.
GCAAUAUAUUAUAUGUUAAUUACAACAAAAGAACACUAUGUUAUGAUAAAGUCUGCAAAAAUGCGGACAGAUCGUGAGACAAAGUAAUCAACGAAAGCGAAUACAAGCAGCACAAACAAAUCAUACUAUUAAGAUGAACGCAGUCGUCUAUAAUAACUGAUUAUAAUGAGCAUGCAAAACCCUAAAAAUAUGGAGGUAAGAAUGAAAUGAAAUGAAGACUUACUUAACCUAAUUCCUAGAUCAAAAACAUCCAAUGUCUACUAGUUUCUAGUAAAAUAGAACAAGAGUGCUAUCGUAACCGCAUUUGGGCAAUAAAAUUACAAGGUUUUAAAAACCACUCCAUAAUCCUUACAUAUCAAGAAGAUAAAGUCAUAUACCAAAAGUAGACACAUCUCCAAAAUCUCCUACACGUACUCCAUCAACAAAUAAUCGUUAUUUACUGUAUUCGUUUAAUGGAGAUUAUGAAAGAAAAGGAACAAAAACAACUCCAAUAUCUAAAUUAUCUACUAGUGCUCUUAUAGACUAUCAUAAAUAAUUAGUGUUGAAAGCAUAAAAAUUGAUAGGUUCCAAUAAGAAAAAAUUAUGA